AGGUUUCAAUCUCCCUAUCUCUGCAGAAGUGGCACUCCGCCCCUCCUAGAAUAUAUAGUCACAGGAUCCACUUUCCAUAAUAGUGCUGUGAAAUAGAAGACAAACACUAUGCUAGUGGGCUAGAAACAGAGAAGUAAUAUGUGGAUUUACCACUUAAGAGUGAAUAAGGCUGAUGUUUAUAGAACUUUAAACCCCAAAUCACUUUUUAGUUGACUAAGAAAGUUACCAACCCAGAUCAUAAAGUACAUGCAGUGAAUAUUUUACACCAGAGAAUGUAAUAUAAAUUCAAAUAAUUAUGUACUGCAGGUUGGAUUAAAGUAAAUUUGAAGCAUUAAUUAUUGCACAACUGUGACUUAAACAACGUGCCUCCAAUAAUGACCAUUAAAUAUAAAACAAAUUCAACAUCUGCUGAUAAAUUUGGAUCACCUGUAUAAAUAUGAAAUAUAAAUGAUAUUUGUGAGGCUAGACAGUUCUGUAUGCUAGGUACUGAAUUCCUGAAAAACCGUGUACAAUGUUGUUGAAAAUCAACAUGAAUCUUAGAGAAUUGGAAAACUUUGCAAUUUUUGUGAGUUUGUCCCACUUGUUAUCUGAAGGCUCUUAUAUAAACUCGGAUUUUGAGAGAGAGAGAGAGACGGAACACAUGGUCCUUAAACUUAUUUGACAUUGUGCGAUAUCCUGAGAUGGGGUAAAACCAGUGUAGUUCCCACUGACUUCAAUGGAGUUAUGGUAAUUUAUACCAGCUGAGAAUCUGGCACAUUAAAUACUCAUUAUAUGUUAAAUCUGUAUCUUAUAUGAUCUUUCCUUUGUGUUUUAUCUUAUAGGUUCUGAACCAUGGAUAAUCUCAGUAAAGCAAAUACCACCUUUGCACUCAACCUAUUCAAAAAGCUGAGUGAAAAUGCCAAUACAGAGAACUUAUUCUUUUCUCCUUUGAGUAUCUCCUCUGCUUUGUCCAUGUUUUUUUUGGGUGCAAAAGGUAACACUGCAGCCCAGUUGGCAAAGGUGCUUUCUCUGGACAAAACUGAAGACAUUCACGAUGGAUACCAGUCCCUUAUUUCUGAAAUUAACAAACCAGGCACUAAUUAUGUGCUUAGGAUUGCCAACCGGCUCUAUGGGGAAAAGACUUUUAAAUUUCUUGCAACAUUUAUAGACUCCUGCCAGAAAUUCUACCAUGCAGAGCUAGAACAACUUGACUUCUCUAGAGCUGCAGAAGAUUCCAGAAAACAUAUAAAUGCUUGGGUAGAAGAAAAAACUGAAGGUAAAAUCCAGAAUCUGUUGGUUCAGGGUAUUGUUGAUUCAAUGACCAGACUGGUCUUGGUGAAUGCCAUCUACUUCAAAGGCAACUGGGAAACCCAAUUCAACAAGGAUCGCACAGUGGAAAGGCAAUUUAAAAUUAACAAGCUGGAAAGAGAACUUACCCAUGAGAAACUUAUAGAGUGGAUAAAUUCAGAAAUGGACUAUAGUGAAGUGGAGGUAUUUUUACCCAGAUUUAAGGUGGAGCAAGCUUAUGAUCUGAAGCCUGUUCUGAAGAGCAUGGGAAUGGCUGAUGUAUUUGACAAAAAGAAGGUGGAUUUAUCUGGAAUGUCAGCCAGCAAUGACCUAGUUCUGUCUGAGGUUGUUCACAAGUCCUUUGUGGAGGUAAACGAAGAAGGCACUGAGGCAGCAGCUGCUACAGCAGUGAUCACUAUGCGAUGUGCACUGAUUGUACCACGGUUCACUGCUGACCAUCCUUUCCUCUUCUUUAUCCGGCACAACAAAACUGGCAACAUUCUGUUCUAUGGCAGAUUUUGUUCCCCCUAAAAAGAAAAAAAUGCAGCCAUUAACACAGUGAAGUUAUUUCCAUUGUACUAUCUUGGGAUUUGAUUUUUUUUUUGGCAUUCUAAGCAACAAGAUUUGUAUAGAUGCUGAAUGUUACAUAGUGCAGCCCUAAACACCCUUCUUUUGUGUGCCUGAAACAGCUUUUUGUAGUCCUCUAUUCAAAUUUAAGCAACAGUUUUAAAUAACAGGAUCAUUUAAGAAUGUCUGUUCCAAGUGAUAAGACUUAAAAUGGCAUUUGCUAUAGUUCACUGGAAAAACCCCUUGUAUCCUGUAUAUCUAAAUAAAUGCAGAUUUCUUUAGCUUGAGUCCUGGCUCAUCUUUAGCCAUAACUACUUGCUUAAUGCAUCCCUCCAUCUCUGUACAUAUUCCCCUAGAAAUUUGGUUCUCAUACUUGGGGUUGCUUAGCAACAAGUGGUAAGAUCUUGUGGGGAGAGGAAAAAGAAAGAAGACUGUCUUCUGACUGACCUCCAAAUGCUUUUUUGCAAAUUUCCCUUCUCCCUGUCUCAUUUUCCAGACUGGUUCCUUCCAUGUCUAGCUGUGCAGCCAUCUAACAGAUUUUUAUGAACGAUACUAACACAACUGUCAUUGGGGAAUAAUUGAGCAAGUACUUAUUCAAGACAAGGAAGUCAACUCUACUGCAGUCAAUGGUAAAACUUCUUAUUGACUUCAGUGGGGUCAGAAUUUCACUCUGCAUGUGUCUUAUCACUAGUUAACCUGGGUUACACUAAUGUUUUUAACACUUGUGAAAUAGGACACACAUUUCUAUCUAUAGCAAAGAUAAUAAACUUCCAGGACACCAUACAGUAAGUUAAAUGCGAGAGCUCUCAUUUGUAUCUAAUGUAAAAAAAACCACAAAGGCAAUAUGUAACUCAGCAGUUUGUAUAUCUUUUUUGCUCAGACUAAUAAUGCUAAACUGUCCAGCCAUAGUGGCUUUAUACAGUGAUUUUGGUCUUGCUGUUUCUGCUCCUUGAGCCAAAAAUAAAGGAACUGAUGUGAA
Molecule: messenger RNA, 2812 nt
Organism: Dermochelys coriacea (leatherback sea turtle)
Lineage: Eukaryota; Metazoa; Chordata; Testudines; Dermochelyidae
Product: serpin B6-like
Exons: 5
Coding region: 832-1797 (321 amino acids)
Biological process (GO): negative regulation of endopeptidase activity
Cellular component (GO): cytoplasm
Molecular function (GO): serine-type endopeptidase inhibitor activity
Source: RefSeq, a predicted model, not a curated record